GCAUUAGUGAAUAUCUAUUAAAAGGGAUAGUAUAUUUUAGUACCAGGUACACACUUAUAAACAAACUUAACAACGUUCUAAGCGAUCAUUUGGGCAUCUCUAAUAAGUUCUUCAUCAAUUCAUCACCCAUCAAUUCCCGUGAUGCAUCCUUUACUUGAUCCGUUUCUUAGCGAACAGUUGAUGAGCGAGCCUCUUACUUGCUAUGCGGCGGAUUUCGAAAUACCACAGCUCCGCAGAUGCGUUUUUGACCUGACUUCUAUCGACUGGAGUCGUUCGCGUGGGAUUGCUGCCGGGUAUGAUGGGUAUACUUGGAAGAUCCGGAUCCGUGGGCAUAAUCGCCCCUACGCUUUAAAAUUGAACCGUACCCAGGUUCUGGUCAAUACUAUGCCGCCCAACGAGAGUGCCAAAACAAUGCGGUACUGCAACUUAAUGCAAGCUGCAGUUGAAGAUGUCGAAAGCCCACCAAUUAUGAUAAACCCCAACCCGAAAAGCAAAUCCGACGCUUUAAGGAACACCUACAUGUUUUCCCAGGAAGGUCGACAAGCUGGGCUACCUAAUGCAAAUUUUGAGCCCAUGGUCAUCACGCGGAUUCCACGGAUGAGACGAUGUUAUGGCUGGGUGAAGAUCAAUUACUCCACUCUCCGUACCUGGCCUCAAAAAGCCCAGCCGCACCCCUGGAUCGACGAGAGACUGGUACGAUAUGUUUCUCCUGGCAAGGAUCACAUCGCAAUUAUCUACGAGUAUAUCCAGGAAACGGAAAAUGGUAACGAUCCGAAAGUUGUGAAAGAAGUUACGGAUUUCCUUUGGCGCGCUGGUUUCGGUUAUAGCGUUGCUUCCUUGGCGAGGAAUUGGAAGAACGGAGUUUUGAUCGACCUUUCAGAUAUUGUUCACGCUUGCGGGUAUCAAUGGCAUGAAAGAUGGUACGGUCCGAGGGAGGUAGAUAAAGUACUAAGGGAUGACGGGAUUGGCCUAUUCAAUAAUCGGGUAUGAUCAUUUAUUGAAGCUAGUCGAUUGGAUGCGCCUCCGGAGCCGCCGCAGCCGGCAGCCAUGGUUGAUCCCGAGAGUCUGGAGUAAAUAAUACCUGUGGAAGCUGAGGUUGUCCUUACUCCAACGCCAGCUUGUCACGUCGCAGAGCAUGCAGUAGGUAAAACAACUUCGUUGUUCCGCAAGGAACUCUAACUACAGUUGCUUUUAAGCCAAAGCUAUAUACAGAA
This is a messenger RNA of Daldinia caldariorum, 1214 nucleotides long. RefSeq lists its product as uncharacterized. Bases 142 to 990 code for a protein of 282 amino acids. The record is from RefSeq and is a predicted model, not a curated record. Lineage: Eukaryota; Fungi; Ascomycota; Sordariomycetes; Xylariales; Hypoxylaceae. The transcript has 2 exons.